UUGUCCAAAUCACGCUUCUAACCUAAAUUUGAGUAAAAUGGAGUAAGAAUUGGAGAUGCUCUAACCAUAGAAGGAUUGUCUCUGUUUCACAGCCCUAGGGAUCGUCGGAGGAGGAGGAAAGCAAGGAAAAAACAGAAGGCAAGCAGGCAUCGUUCUUCAGAGAGAGAGAGAGAGAGAGAGAGAAAUGGGAGAGGAAGGGAGCGAGGCAAGUGGAAUAGUAGGGGAGGAAUCCUCCUUAUCCUCUGGUUCAGUGAAUCGUCCUCCUCCUGAACAAGAGGAACCAACACCACUGCAUCAUCAUCAACUGCAGCCGCAAGAUGAGGAGGAAGGGAUAUCAUCAACAUCAUGGAAGUCAUACAUCUCGGAGGAUCUGCCUCGUACUGUCGUCCAGUCCACCGACUCCGCCAUUCGCUCCGCCCGUUCUCUCCAACACACCUCCCAGACCCAUCUUCGCACCUUACGGGAUUUCAUUCCGGAAAUUGGAUCCCAUUAUAGAACUUAUGAAGAUGCUUUCUUCAGCAGGGUUAAAGAUGGGUUGAUGGAUGCAAAAGAGCACCCAUUUGUGGCUGGAGGAGUUGCUGUUAUUGCUAGCCUUCUUCUUAUGCGAGGCUCAAGAAGGUUUUUGUUCCGUCAUACAUUUGGUAGGCUUCAGAGUGAGGAGGCACAGUUUGUUAGAGCUGAAAAGCAUGUUAAAGAGUUGAAUCUUUCUGUUGAUUUGAUGAAAAAUGAGAGUAGAAAACUGCUUGAAAGGGCUGCUCUUGCUGAAAAGGAUAUGAGACAUGGCCAGUCUGAAUUAAUGAAUGCUGGAACACAGAUCCAGCGUCUUGCGAGAUCUGUGUACAAGGUUGAAGUCCAAUCUUCCGCUCGUUCUUCAGAUGACGAGGGCAGAAGUUUGAGGGCUCAUAUGGGAGGAGGAUAUUCUUUGGAUGAAUACGCGGUUGCCUUCAUCUGAAUUCGCUGUUAAUGGAAAACUCUAGGGGGGAGGGGAGGACUUAAGUCUAUAUGGGAUGUUGUGGUAAUAAUGAGUAUGAUUGAUCAGGACACAAGACUUGGGUUGAGCUGGUUUAGGUUGGGUUUGCUAUUUGUGGACCCGCGGCUCCUCAUCACCCUUUGGAUGCAUUUAUUUUGUUGUGGGGCACCUCUUUAAUUUAAGUUCCAUUACUUUUUAAAUGAGGCAGAGACUGUAAUUCUUCUGCAGCAAAAGUGCGGUACUUGAUCUCUUAA
This is a messenger RNA of Rhododendron vialii, 1224 nucleotides long. Its product is annotated as RGS1-HXK1-interacting protein 1. The record is from RefSeq and is a predicted model, not a curated record. NCBI's taxonomy places the organism in Eukaryota, Viridiplantae, Streptophyta, Magnoliopsida, Ericales, Ericaceae. The transcript has 7 exons. The coding region runs from base 185 to 952 and encodes 255 amino acids.